Molecule: messenger RNA, 337 nt
Organism: Dentiscutata erythropus
Lineage: Eukaryota; Fungi; Glomeromycota; Glomeromycetes; Diversisporales; Gigasporaceae
Source: the annotation of a GenBank genome assembly
CGAAAUAAUUGUUUUACCAAAUCAUUUAAGUCAUUUGAAAGUGAUUAAUGGUGGAAUGAUCGGAAUGUUAAUCAAUAUCUCUGGAUCAUUGGCGAUAGCCUCAAAAGGAAUGUUAUCCUCUGCAGGAGUUAGUACAGAUAUAAAUGUCUCAUUCAUCAAUUCUGCUAAAGAAGGAGACAUUUUAUUAAUAAAUUCAGAAUGUAUAAAAUUUGGUAAAGCAAUGGCAUAUACCGAUGUAAAAAUAUAUAACAAAAAUACCAAAAAACUAAUUGCUCAAGGAAGACAUACAAUGUAUAUUGCAGUUGCGUUAACACAACAAGAACAAGCAAAAUUUUAA